CUAACGGCAAUUAGACGUUAAACGUUAGAACUGAAUAUAAAAUGAUUCGAUUAAGCGCGAUGCAAAGUACUGACAAUGUAUUGAAAAUUCGAUUAGCCGUUCAUAUAUUAAUACUUAUUCACUCUGUAAUCAUGACGUCGAAGUUAUUGAAUAUUGAUUUUGAUACAUCAGAUGACCCCGUAAUUCGUCAAUAUUCGAAAUUAAAAUGGAAACUAAUAACAGCUUGGUUUAAUUUCCUAGGUACUGGAUAUUUAAUCAUAAGCAUCUACUGCAACUGGGAGGCGUUAAAAGGAAACACCAAAUCGAAACAUGUAAAAAUAUUAAACAAAAUCAAUACAUUUUCGUUUACGAGCAUUAUUUUCCCCACAACAGCCUUUGGAGACAUACUAUUCUGGCGGAUCUGGAAUCAUAAUCGUGAACUAAUGAUGCCUCUGUCAGUAGAUAAGUACAUAACAGUAUGGGACCAACACAGUAUGCACACGGUUUCUCUAAUUUUCGUCUUAUAUGAGCUAAUUUUCGUUCCUAGAGAGAGACCUAAAAGUUAUAAUUUCGAAAUCCUCGCAAUGUUUUCUUUCCUCAACAUAUAUUGUGCAUUGUGCUUUAUAAGUUUGGUAAACGGAGAAUAUGUUUAUCCUUGCCUUAAGUUUUUUUCAAAUGGCAAACUACUCAUGUUGUUGAUUUACGUAUAUAUAUCGCAUUUAUUUUAUUACAGCGGUCAGUGGCUUAUUAUCGAUUUUAUCAAUGGUAACAAAAAUGUUAAAAAUGAAAAAAAAUGUGAUAAUGUAUUCAUGAGAAUGAUAAAGUUGAAAUCUUAGAAUAGUACAUAA
This is a messenger RNA of Nymphalis io (European peacock), 827 nucleotides long. RefSeq names its product androgen-dependent TFPI-regulating protein-like. Lineage: Eukaryota; Metazoa; Arthropoda; Insecta; Lepidoptera; Nymphalidae. The record is from RefSeq and is a predicted model, not a curated record. The coding region runs from base 42 to 815 and encodes 257 amino acids. The transcript has 4 exons. Gene Ontology annotation, cellular component: membrane; endomembrane system.